AUGUGGUCAACUGUGUGGGAAUUUCAAACUUUGCUGACACUCGUCGCGUUGCUCUUUAGCAUGGAGAUGACUGAAGGCACCAGCGUAUUAGUCAACAACGUCCAAUUCCAAACCAACGAAGAAAUGUGUCUGGGAUGUGAGCAAUUGGCUACAAUUAAGGGUGUCGAAACUAACGUGAAGCAAGUGGUUUUGUGUGUAGACAAAGUCAGGAUCGAGAUUUACAAAAGCGGCUGA
Molecule: messenger RNA, 234 nt
Organism: Plasmopara halstedii
Lineage: Eukaryota; Oomycota; Peronosporomycetes; Peronosporales; Peronosporaceae
Exons: 6
Coding region: 1-234 (77 amino acids)
Source: RefSeq, a predicted model, not a curated record